Messenger RNA from Plenodomus lingam JN3, 750 nucleotides. RefSeq lists its product as uncharacterized. The record is from RefSeq and is a predicted model, not a curated record. Lineage: Eukaryota; Fungi; Ascomycota; Dothideomycetes; Pleosporales; Leptosphaeriaceae. Gene Ontology annotation, cellular component: Mis6-Sim4 complex.
AUGUCUAAGCAGGGUACAGUCGUAGAGCAAAAGCAACUCUUCCUGCAAUCCCGAAAGCACUUCUUAUCGCGUGGAAUAACACCUUCGGAACGAUUGUUGCGCAUCGCAGACGACAAUGGCAUCGAGCUCGGCGUACUGAAAGGCGUUUUAGAUAAAGUGAAUCGCAACUUGAAACAACACUCCCGCAAAGUCUACUCCCGUCAAAUGAUCGAGCACGUCGUCGAGCAAAUCGACACUUUAUACUGGGAGGCCGGCGCCCAGUCCAUACCCUCUGACAACGAAGACGAUACAGAAGUAGAUCUAGAGGAAGGAUCAAAUAUACUCUACCAGUCCGACGACCUCACCCUCGACACCAACAUUGCCAAAUUGCCCUCCACCUUCCCCUCCUCCUCUUUAAGCAAAGUAUCCCAAGACGACUACCUUGCCAUGCUCACCCGCCUCCAAGACCUCUCCGCACAACGACAAACGCUUCAAAAUCGCCUAAAUACCUAUCGCACACUGCUUUCGCUCCUAGAACCGUAUCGCCAGCCAAGGGAAAAGAUACAGCCGAACUUGGUGUGGAAGGAUGCACCUCUAGCACCAGAGUUGGCGAAGACGAGGACCUUGGCGGUCAGGGUGGCAGGACGGGUGGCGGAGCGGUUCGGUGAAGUGCAGGUUCCUGCUACGGCAGAAGAGGAAGACGGUGAUGUUGAUCUAGGGGGCUUAGAGGAGAGAAGGGCAAGGGUUGAGAGGGUGCUUGGGAGUUGGUGA